Molecule: messenger RNA, 417 nt
Organism: Iphiclides podalirius (scarce swallowtail)
Lineage: Eukaryota; Metazoa; Arthropoda; Insecta; Lepidoptera; Papilionidae
Source: the annotation of a GenBank genome assembly
AUGAUAUUAGAUCUGUUUUUCCUGUAUCCAUUUUUGAACAAACACAAAGAGCGGCCAUCUUGUGACGCCACGUGGGAGGGGCCGCGCACGCCCCACCCUCAGCACGCCUCGCUCGUUACGGCUUUUUACGAAGCUCCGUCGAAGUUUCUCGCCUGCUGCACUCCCGCCGCUCGCCUUCUCGGGCGAAACUCUCUUGGUCGGCUGUACCGAAUAAUUCGAUAUCGGAUGAUGUUUUCGCUUUCAGCAUUAAGAGCUCUGUCGUUUAGUUAUGCCCCUUGCAAGCUGAAAUCCGGUAAUAAUGAAAUACUCAUGGGCCCCGUCGCGGCCAGGACGCGGGCGAUAAUUCAACGCGGCGGGCAAAAAGCGCCCGGCGGCGGCGAGAUCAAAGCCGGCGGCGCUCCAGACGCCCCGCUGAAA